GUCAGCUGCCGCGAUUGUUACAUUGCAAAUGAAACUUUAUUCGGAUCGGAACAAUGGUGAAAUUUAGUUAAGUUUUCCUAACACUAUAACGAUGCAGUGUACAAGAUCGAGGAGUGCAGAUGACCUUUCGCAAGGGUCAACAGAGUCUAGUGACAGUUAUGCUGCACUCACGAGCCCGUCUUCGGAUUAUUCUGACUGUGAAUUUUGUGAAGAGAGGAAACGGAAGUAUAAUUCGUUGAGGAGUCCGCAGUGCAAAACCUCGUAUUUGAACCCCGUAAGCUGUAUCACACGCUACUACAACACCAUGGACAGGCGGGAGACUGAGCCUCUAGUCACCUCGCCGUCUGCUGUGCCUGUUUAUAUGAGCGUCACUUCUGAAUCUGACUCCUUGGGCCCAGGAGAGUUUUCAUCGAGCGAAAUUCUCGCCACGCACAAGAGGAUCGAGAAUCAAAGGAAACCGGACCGAAGGAAGCAAAGCUCCCUCGUCACGAUAUUCUCAGUAUGGAACACAAUAAUGGGUUCGUCCCUUCUAACUAUGGCGUGGGGUGUGGAGCGAGCUGGUCUGCCGGUGGCAUUAGUACUCGUUGCCAUCAUGUCCGCCUUGUGUCUUUAUACAGCUUAUGUACUGCUCAGAGUACAUAAACGCCAUGGAACAGGUAGUGCCACCUGCGAGGUUCCAGCGCUAUGUCGCAUACUGUUAGGUCAAACUGCAGAAGGGAUCGCGCAUGUUUUCAGUUUAAUUGUUCUUUUCGGAGCUAACAUUGUUUAUUGGAUACUUAUUACCAAUUUCCUUUAUUUCACUGUUAAUUACUUCGUUGAUCUAACAUCUAACACGACCGAUUACAACACCACUCUCCUGUGCCCGAAACACGAUGGCGUGAAUGGGUCGCUCAUAAUCCCGGUCCCGAACUACGACACACCGUACUGGGGCCUGCAUAGCACUGUACCGGUCUACGUAGCUGUUAUCGUAUUCCCGUUGUUGAAUUUUAAAAACGUUUCCUUUUUCACAAAAUUUAAUUCUUUAGGUACACUUUCAGUAGCCUACCUCCUAAUUUUCGUACUCGUAAAGAGCAUAGCAUGGGGCGUGAACAUUGAAACACAACCUACGGAUGCACAUCCGGGGCAAGACGCGGCAGUGCUAAGUGGCAUGUUGGCGCUAUCCUUCUAUAUACACAACAUUAUCAUUACCAUUAUGAGUAAUAAUGACAGGCAGGAAAACAACGGACGAGAUCUAACAAUAGCCUUUAUACUGGUGACCCUAACCUACAUACUAGUAGGAGGAGUGUUUUACAUCUGCUUCCCCCUCGCCAAGUCAUGUAUUGAGGACAAUAUUCUAAACAACUUUGAAAUGCACGACAUAAUGACUGCAGUUGCGAGAAUACUGCUUCUGUUUCAAGUGGUAACAGUAUAUCCUCUGGUGGCUUAUAUGCUGCGCUGCGAAGCGAUCCUUCUUCUUCCGUUUCAAGACAACCGGUGCCUCACGAUCAGCAUAAAUACUGGCAUAGUAGCCGUAUGCAUUGUUGCUGCCUGUUUUUGUCCGAACAUUGGCACUAUUAUACGCUACACGGGUGCAGUAAGCGGCCUAGUCCAUAUCUUCGCACUGCCCUCUCUUCUGCAAGUUCGAUCUUUACAAUUACGUGGGGAACUUAGUCUAACUAAAGCGAUUCUUUACUGUUCCAUUGUCUUGUGCGGCGCUAUUAACUUGGUGAUGCAGUUUUUCAUAAAAGAAUAGCCAAUUCUAUGAUACGAGUACGCUAUGAUCGAGUUCGUAUUUAAAAAGGUGAUAGAGAUCAAAAUAUGCAGAGUAUAACCUACACUUCAAAGAAGUUAUACACAUAUGUACAUACGAGUCGAGUGGAGGUAUUAUACCUCCCUCUGGAAUCCCGAAAUUAUUAUAUUGUAUUUUGUUCUAUAUUUUUGAUGUUUAACUAAUAUUUGCUACGAUAGUGCUUGUAUAGUAAGUGACCUCCAUCCCACUUGAUGGUAAGUGACGAAGAGACCUAAAUAAUGCCACACCUAGAUAAAGCCUAUUAUGCACUCUUACCUUAAAAAGGUCCAAGUUUUCAAUUUGCAGCACAUAUUUUUUCACUGUACGACCUUGAAGCUUAUGCUAG
Messenger RNA from Hyposmocoma kahamanoa, 2114 nucleotides. Its product is annotated as sodium-coupled neutral amino acid transporter 9 homolog. The coding region runs from base 92 to 1732 and encodes 546 amino acids. Lineage: Eukaryota; Metazoa; Arthropoda; Insecta; Lepidoptera; Cosmopterigidae. The record is from RefSeq and is a predicted model, not a curated record. Gene Ontology annotation, biological process: amino acid transmembrane transport. Gene Ontology annotation, molecular function: amino acid transmembrane transporter activity. The transcript has 13 exons.